Thermothielavioides terrestris NRRL 8126 is the source of this 3802-nucleotide messenger RNA. RefSeq lists its product as uncharacterized. Gene Ontology annotation, molecular function: ubiquitin protein ligase activity. The coding region runs from base 307 to 3447 and encodes 1046 amino acids. The record is from RefSeq and is a predicted model, not a curated record. The transcript has a single exon. Lineage: Eukaryota; Fungi; Ascomycota; Sordariomycetes; Sordariales; Chaetomiaceae. Gene Ontology annotation, biological process: protein ubiquitination; ubiquitin-dependent protein catabolic process.
CAGCAUUCAAGCGUCACAGGCGCGAUCCAACAAACUCCCGAGCCGCAUCUCGACACAUGCCAGACCAUACAUAAUUUCACUUUUACAAUGGGCGAUUAGUUCCCAAACCGCGCAUACGCAACACCUCGAGGUUGUGUGCAUACGCCUUCCGUUUAGUUACUUUCUUUUGUCGCCAGCCCGACCAGCACCGGUGCUGUGCUCUCCGCUUGCGCCUCCCGGACCGACCCGGGUCGUCGGGUUGCGGUCGUGUGUGUCCACGACAAUACAUAUACAGCCGUCCACAGUAGUCAACUUCAAUGAUCAAUCAUGGACACCGCGGCUCUCCCAAAAACCGUGGCGCUCACCGCCCCUCGGGCCCUGGGAAACGUGAGUGCCUGGCGCAACUUCACAUUAUGGACGGCUCAGCACUUCGGACGCGCAGUGAAUGUGUCCCGCCUGGCGCCGUCGCUCGAGGACCUUGUGUGGGCGGGGCCUCGCAUGGUCAUGAAGCUCGGCAGACUGGGCUCCUUCAUCUCGUUUCCCGACGCCAUUGACGGCUUCGGCCAGCGAGUCGUGCCCGAUCCUACCGAUGCCGACCAUCUCCUCUUCUCCGCCACCGUGGGGCCUGCGGGUGAGGUUGUCGAAGUCCUCACCGAAUCCUCCGCGCCUGCUUCUUCCGUCCCCAUGUCCGCCGCCUCUGCUGCCGCUGCCGGCGCCGCUUCCACCGCCUCCCAGGAUCCAAACGCCUUCGUAUCGCGAUUCUCGAUGGAGGGCGCAAGGGGCCUAGGAGGUGUCCUGAGUUACGCGACUAGCAAAUGGGCGCUGUGCUGCAUUGCCAUGGCCGUCAUCCUCAACCGUACCCAUAUUUUCGCUGCCACCCGUCGGCGGCUCCGGCUUCGAUGGCCCAUCCGUCUGCUCAUGCGCAUCGGCCCCAUCUUGCUCCUUCUCUUCCAAGCCCGCAGGCUGCUGCAAUCGAUCCAAUGCCAGACCUCUGCCGACUUUGCCGAGCUGCGAUGGGCCAACGCAAGCAAGAGUUCCGACCUCAUGUUUUCGCAGAAGAAUGGCUUCCUCCACGGGCUGAGCUCGUCCCUCUUACUCGGCGCAACUGACGAGCAGUCCUGCCGCUCCGUGAAGAUGAUCCCGUGGGACGACCGGGAACAGUCUGAAUUGGUUGGCUCCCUUUCCCGGCUUUGGCCGCUGUUUGGAACGCUCUGUCUCAGCCAGUUCAUCGAGGUGCUCUCUUGCGCAGUCCAGGGCCGUCCGGUGGCUGCCCAGACGGGGAUGACGCUGUUCGAGCACUCUUUGGCCUUUGCCGAGGCGGAGGCUGCUAUCGGUAACCAGCUGGGAUGGGGUCUCUUCAGCAACGUCACUGCCACCUCUCAAGCGGCGCUCGGCUCCAAGAUUGCGCUUACUAGGUCCAUGAUUAUGGGGCGGGUAAACACGCCCCCGGAGGUCCUCCUGGUUGCCUUCUUCUCCGCCAUGAGCCAUGCGACAAGCCACAUCCUCGGCGUUUUCAACCUGCAACCAAAGCUCCGCCUUGUCAGCACCGGCUUCUGGGGCCUUUGCUUCAUGGCGAGCAUCUUUUGGAGCGCCCUGACCUUCUCCGUCGACGACCCGUCAGCUCAAGGGCUGUUGAGAUUCCCGACCGUCUGCAUAAUUGGCUUCAUCCCCCACAUCCUCAUCUUGUUGGGCAUCUAUGCCUGCGGACUGGUUUAUGCCGCGGCUCUCACCCUGUCAGCCAUCGCUACACCUGAAGGAUCCACCGGAAGCGAGCGGCUCAGUCUACGGCAACGCCUUGUCCGUGCUCACGCCAACAUGCAAGCCAACGUAUCGCUCUCCGAUAUCCGUAUCCGGAUGGAUAUGGACUUCUACACUGCUCUUCUCCGCGCCGGCUUCGGUGCCAUAACCAUGGCGAGCGAGGCCGUCUACCUCAACGAGGACCACCAAGUGAACUUGAAACAAUACACCUGGCUGGAGGAUGAUAGAUUUCGCGAGCUGGAGGAGCUCAGGAUGCAGUGGAUUGGCGGUGGAGUCCCGGGUUCCCGAUUUGAUUCAGUGGGGACGAUCGGCCUCGUUCCCGUCAAGGAUGUCAAGGACGGGCAGCUAAAUCCUAUGAGCGGCUACGCGAGGGAGAAAGCUGCACAGCAAAUCCCCAAGACCGCCGUAUCCGGAAGGAGGGCUCGGGACGGCGUGGGCGCCGCGGAGCGGAGCUCCAGGUGGCUAGUAGCUUUCGACUACGUGCUGCAUAUCGGCAGGCUAGCUCUGGUCGUCUGGGCGCUGUUCACAAUCAGAGCCAUGGCGAUUCUUGGCUUGCGUACGCCCCCUCGGUGGCUACGAGGGCUGUCGCAGAGACCCAAAACCGAGCCGUCGUCCAAGAAGAAGUCUGGGCGCGACGGUCGCGGCCUGAACAUCGACGUCUUGUCGGCCCCUGGAGAAGAGAACAUUUUCUUUGCUAUUCCCAAGACUGACCAGGUCGACGUGGAGGCCGAACUCCGCCGGCGGAUGGACCAUGGUCCCGCGGUCGACGACGCCAGUCAGGGGAACUCGCAUGUGGACGAGGCAGAGGUCGACUCGAGGCUGUACAGCUAUUUUCUCCAAGGCGGCUGGUGGGGUGACAGGGACUCGAGCGGGGACUACGCGCCGCCUGCUUCUCGAAACCCGGAUGACGGCACCGACGACCAGGACUUUGAGGACACCACUAGCGUCAUCUCAACAACCGAGACCGCGAGCGAGCUUGACUGGGAGUCGGACCACGGCGAGGACGAAACGCUCGACGACGGUCAGCGCACCCCGACACAGAGCUGCCCGGCUCCGACGUCCUUCGGCUCGGCCGUAGCAUCUACCGUCGCCUCCCGCGAAUCUACCCCCCUUCUCGACACCCCUGUCGCAGCCGCCGAUCUUGCCCGGCUGCUCGACCCCCAGAGCCCUGAAGACCGCGACGAAGCCCGCGCCCUGGCCGCGCACCUCAGCAGCGAUGGCAUCGUAACCCGCUCCCGGUUCAGGCAACAACUGCAACGCCAGCGCACCCAAGUUCUGCUUACCAACAAGCAGGCCGUCAUGGCGCACACGGCCGGCCAGUUCGGACCCCACCCGCCAGAAAAGAUGACGCCCGAGGAAGAAGCCCGCGUGCUCGAGCAGCUCUUGCUCUCGCGCCGCCGCGCUGCAGCAGCGUCCAAAGCCGGACCGCGACCACCACCACCACUCUCACCCUCAUCCGCAUCCUCCUCCCCACCAUCAACCUCCGCCGCCGCCGCCAACUCGACCUGGGCGACGGGCGCCGCCGGCCUCGGCCCCGACGGCCCGCAGUGCGUCGUCUGCCAGAGCGCGCCGCGCACCAUCAUCGUCUGGCCGUGCCGCUGCCUCAGCCUGUGCGACGACUGCCGCGUCUCGCUGGCCAUGAACAACUUCGACAAGUGCGUCUGCUGCCGCCGCGAGGUCAUCAGCUUCAGUCGCAUCUAUGUGCCGUGAUUUUGGCUGGCAUUGGGGUUGAUUGGCGAGGCCGCGUGGUCGGGUGGUUGUGCUCUGCUGUGCUGGGCUGUGCUGUGGCUGAGCGUGAGGAGGGAGGGGGGUAGGUGUAGGUAGAGGUGGGUGAGGGACGGUAUACGAUGGACCUGCCGGCGUAGGGUAUAGGCGUGAAGAAGCGCUAGUAAUGAACGUACUGUGAGGGCAUUUUGUAGUACCUUUCGUUUUUUCUAAUUUUCUUUUUCUUUUUUUCUCCCGCUUUUUCUAGCAUUGGUACAUAAGUCGGAUGGGGCGGAUGGGUAUGCCAUGGCAUCGCAUCUUGUGAGUGCAUUGUUACUCAACAACUCGUUCACAUACUAGU